AUGGCUGUGUGUAGGCAGACCCCUCAUGGGAAGAGCUUGCUUGGAGUCAACGCAUGUAAAUACGAUGAAAUUUAAGGUCCUUAGCCAAUUAUGUUUGGAAGAUCUAUGCCGUGGAGAAUAUUUAUUUUUGUACUUAUAAUAUACUAUCAUGCUUAUGUUCAGAAGCGUUGACCAACCUGAAUCACUGAUAUGUGAGCCAUACGGGGGGAGGGGAUAGAACCCGACUGAAUCUGCAUCACGUUUGGUUCCAUAUCCCCGUUGACGGGGACUUAAAUAUUAUUUUUAUCUGAUGCGUCCCAUCAAUUUGUCGAUUUAAAAAAAUAAUAAUAAUGUGAAAUAUAAGAUCUCGAUGAGUUCAAUGAUUGCAUAAAAAUAGUAGUAGUGCUCGAGAAAUCGCAGCCGCCCGCUCUCCGCAGGCGUGAAACGUAUAAACGGACAGAUUCGGGUGGUUGGCUCUUUUUGUAAAUAAUACUAAAUCUGGGGUUUUUUAGAUUUAGUUUUUGUUUUUUGGCAUCGCACGCCAGGCGCCGCGUGACAGACGGCAGGCACGUCAUCCGUGACUGCUUCUCUUCGAUCGGAAAUCUCAAAGGGGUGGGGUACGUGGCACACUCAGAGGAGGGGACAGGACGACGUCGUCGUGACGUCAUUUUUCUAGAUGCUUCCGAUGCCAGAUAGGCAUUUCAUUUUUUUAUAGUAUUUUUGAAACAAUAAAGAGGUAAGAUAACGGGCAUUUAGUUUUUAAAGUAAUUGGGGCAACUUUUUUCGAAAAAAAAGUUUCCAAAAAAGGACACCACCUAAGCAAGUGGGUCGCCCCGACCCUUCCUCUCUCCCAACUGACCUUCCUGCUCUCUCUCCAUCACUCUAUCCACCCGGCGGCGGCUAUAUAACGGGGGCCUCUCUGUACCAUCUCUCUUCUGUGUACUCUCCUCUCCGAUCAGAUCUCUCUUCCUCUCUCUACCUCUGUCUAUCUCGUGCUACCGGCGAAUACCAUGGGUACUGUUCUCCGUCCUGCUUGCUGCUGCUUCUGUUCUUUUCCUUCCUGGCCUGUCUUCUCGUCUUCUUUUGUGUGGAUUAUCCCUUAACAUUUGUUGUUUUUUCCUUUAUAUGUGGUUUCUGCGCAGCCACCGGGAAGAAGGUGAAGAUCGGCAUCAAUGGUGAGUGCAUCGGUGUCCAUCUUUGUGAAGGAUGAUUUCUUCGUUUUCUUUUUCCGAUCAUGCAGUGUCUUCGUGUGAUUUGCUUGAUCUCGUCAGUGCUUUGGUCAUUUAUUUUAGAUCUGGUAGGCUUUCGUUCUCUGUGCGAUGAAAUGCUUACUCUCGUAUUGGGGUGACUUUGUUCGUUUUUAGGCUUUGGCCGUAUUGGCCGCCUUGUGGCUAGGGUCGCUCUGCAAAGCGACGACGUCGAGCUUGUCGCCGUUAACGACCCUUUCAUCACCACGGACUACAUGGUAUGCUAACAAAAUCCUUUUGUCCCUUCUAGAUCAUCUGCUAUACUUUGUGUGAUUGAGGAUCUGUUGAUCUCAAGCUAUUACGUUCGAUUUUCUAUUUUAGCUUGAAGAUGAACUUUCAGAUAAAUGAACGUAACAUUUCUGUCUUUUUUCCCGUUUAUCCGUAUUGGUAUUGUCUCCUAGACAUUGGCGGGGUCUUUCAUGACCGCGCGUGCAUGACUGAGUACUGUCCCCCGCCCAUAUUUGUACGGAUAAGUGUUACACUUUUGCCUGUUUUUUUUUCUCCGUCAGAGGUUUAUAUGCCAGUUCAUGGUUUGUUCGGUUGUAAAUGAUCGCAUCGGCUUUUACCGCGUGAAGUCAUUAUUUGUUGCUGGGAAAAAUGUCAUCAGUUUUUCCCCUAAUGCAUGGCUCCAUGUUAACUUUGCACACAUCUGAUUAUAUUCGAUUUUUCCGCAAAAUUUCAUCAUUGUUUAUCAGUUAUUCACUGAUUCUCUCAUGACAGACUGUUUUUCAUUUUUAUUCGUCCUUCUUUGCAGACGUACAUGUUUAAGUACGAUUCCGUUCAUGGGUCAUGGAAGCAUCAUGAACUGAAGGUUCAGGAUUCAAAGACCCUUCUCUUCGGUGAGAAAUCGGUCACUGUUUUUGGGAUCAGGUAACCUUUUGGUUUUGUACUUUAUGUUUCACUUAAUCGUUUUACCGGGCACGUUUAUCACUGGUGUCAGCCUGAUGUGUUUUUCACCUAAUUUUGUUGCUCUAUUUAUGCAGAAACCCCGAAGAGAUUCCGUGGGCUGAGGCUGGUGCUGAUUAUGUUAUUGAAUCAACUGGUGUGUUCACUGACAAGGAUAAGGCUGCUGCUCACUUGAAGGUCUGUUCGUAUCUUUUGCCAUUACUUGGAAUACAUGUCUGUUCGUAAUUGUGUUUAAUGUGGUGUCUUAUGGCUCUGAUCCUUUUGAUCAUUGAGAAAUGUACGUUACAUUAACGACAUAAUUUAUCUUAUUGAUGGUAUGUUUUAUGACGUUAUUGUGCAUUUAUGUCACGGAGGGUAGUAGUCGUUUGUGUUGGCUGGUACAUUUAAGGAACUAUGUUUUAAAAAUUUUAUUGGAGGGAUUCUACUUAUGAUUAUAUUUUUUCUGUCUUGUUGUGUCCCUACCUAAUUUCUUCUUGAGGACACUACUAUGAAACAGAGUAACCUAGUGGCUAAUAUGCAAGAUUUCGAUUGGGUGUGUAUCUAGUUUCUCGCUCUGAUAUGUUAAUUCAUUAACUGUAAAUGUUAUUCGCUUUUAUGUGUUUUUCUUUGGUAUUGAAUUGGUGUGAUAUUACCUCCUUUUUUUUUUCCUUGUAAAGCCUUACGGCUCGGAUAUGGUGGGAAACGUUGACCACGGGCGUUUUUGUUAACAGGGUGGUGCCAAGAAGGUCAUCAUCUCGGCUCCCAGCAAAGAUGCUCCCAUGUUUGUGGUUGGUGUCAAUGAGAACGAGUACAAGCCUGAUAUUGAUAUCGUUUCCAAUGCCAGCUGCACAACUAACUGCCUGGCUCCUCUUGCCAAGGUGAAAGUGUUCUAUAUCUUUACAGCUAAAUUCGUGUUGUUUUUUUCUAUUCCAUUUGGACGGGUGUUGACUUUGGUCCUUUUUCCUGUUGGCAGGUUAUUAAUGACAGAUUUGGCAUUGUCGAGGGUUUGAUGACCACGGUGCACGCAAUGACUGGUGAAUAUCGAUUAAUGUUACCCUACUGCUUUUGGUUGGCGUAAGAUCCUUGGUGUCUCAUCCGUUCGUAUUCUAUUUUUACAGCUACCCAGAAGACAGUGGACGGUCCUUCUGCCAAGGACUGGAGAGGUGGAAGAGCCGCAUCGUUCAACAUCAUUCCGAGCAGCACUGGAGCCGCAAAGGUGACCGAAUCUUUAAUUUGGUAGUGGGCUGAUUUGGGCUACUACCUUUUUUUUUAGGGUGUGCCCAUCUAAUCUCCAAAUGUUGUUUGUUUCAAAGGGUUUUGUUCAUGUAUAUCCUUGUUUUGAAGUGCGGCGACGAACAGUUGUAACUCUGUUCCUCUUCUCCUAUUCCACAGGCUGUCGGGAAGGUGCUUCCCGUCUUGAACGGGAAACUCACCGGUAUGGCAUUCCGAGUUCCAACUGCGGACGUAUCAGUGGUGGAUCUCACCGUCCGCCUUGAGAAGGCCGCAACCUACGAUCAGAUCAAGGCCGCUAUCAAGUAAGCCCGCAUCCAUUGUGCCCGCCACCAUCCUUCUUCGUAUGGGCAUCCAUUGUGUUCGGUUUUUAUCAGAGAGAUCAUUGUACUCUGUUUUCUUCUCUUCUAGGGAGGAGUCGGAGGGCAAACUCAAGGGUAUCUUAGGGUACGCCGAUGAGGAUCUCGUCUCCACCGACUUCAUCGGUGACAGGAGGUAUCAUCGGAAAAAGAAAAAGACUUUACUAUGACCCUUCCGUAAUUCGUUGUAUUUACGCUGAAUUAUUCCAUGGGUACCAAAAAAACGUAGGUCGAGCAUCUUUGACGCCAAGGCGGGCAUUGCCUUGAACGACAACUUCGUCAAGCUCGUGUCCUGGUACGACAACGAAUGGGGCUACAGGUACAUCUCGGAACACCACACCCAGAAGCAAAACCCUAAACGCUUCCCCUCCUCUCCUCCUCUCCUCCCCUUCGAAAUGCAUCGACAGCUUCCUAACGAUAACCAUAUCGAUCUCAUUCACAUUUUAUUAUAUGACUGGGGCCGUGCGUGCUCUUCUGAAGAUGCGCGUGUUCAUGUCUAUUUCCCACUCGCCGCCAUGAAUGUUGAAGACGACUUAGAUGAUGUGUAUCGUUAAAGAAGUCAACGGCAAAGAGAUGCUUAUUACUGCUAUCUUUCCAUUCCUGUUAUUAUUAUUACUUUAUAUAUAUAUAUAUAUAUAACAUUGUUUCUUGUAUUCUAUUUGUGUGGGCAUCUUGCUAUCCUCAUCGUAGAUAAUCAUUCUCGUUAAUUAAUACCUGCUACUGCCGCUGCUGCAUGUAUAUAUGAUUGGUUUUGGGUUUUGGGUUUUGAUUUGAGGUAAGUGGUGGAUGUUUUUGUUUUUCUUAAUUAUUAAUUAUUUAACUGACGACUGAAAACUAUUUCUCUAUUCGUUCGCGUGCGUGCAGCUGCCGCGUGGUUGACUUGGUGCGCCACAUGGCAUCCACCCACUAA
Molecule: messenger RNA, 4610 nt
Organism: Spirodela intermedia
Lineage: Eukaryota; Viridiplantae; Streptophyta; Magnoliopsida; Alismatales; Araceae
Source: the annotation of a GenBank genome assembly